AUGGCCCCGAAGAAUCAGGGCAACGCGUAUGUGCUCGGCGUAGGCCUGACACCCUUCAUCAAACCUCGACGAACACGAGAGUAUCCCGAACUCGGGUUCGAAGCGGGCGUGAAGGCUAUGCUCGAUGCCCAAAUCAAUUAUGAUGAUGUCGAGAUGGGCGUGGCGUGCUACUGCUAUGGUGAUACCACAAGUGGUCAGCGGAUCUUCUAUCAGUUCGGCAUGAGCAGUAUCCCCAUCUACAACACUAACAAUGCUUGUGCUACUGGAAGUACCGGCCUUCACAUGGCGAGGACUCUCGUCCGAUCUGGUGCCGCAGACUGUGUCCUUGUCAUUGGGUUCGAGCAGAUGAGUCCUGGCAGUAUCAAGAGCGUCUGGAGUGAUCGACCAAGCCCGAUGGGCUUGAGUACUCAGAUGAUGGAGGCAAGCAUUGCUCUUUCGUAG
Recurvomyces mirabilis is the source of this 441-nucleotide messenger RNA. RefSeq lists its product as uncharacterized. The record is from RefSeq and is a predicted model, not a curated record. Lineage: Eukaryota; Fungi; Ascomycota; Dothideomycetes; Mycosphaerellales; Teratosphaeriaceae. The coding region runs from base 1 to 441 and encodes 146 amino acids. The transcript has 2 exons. Gene Ontology annotation, molecular function: acyltransferase activity, transferring groups other than amino-acyl groups.